This is a messenger RNA of Aedes albopictus (Asian tiger mosquito), 1241 nucleotides long. It is a transcript of the gene Ublcp1, whose product is annotated as ubiquitin-like domain-containing CTD phosphatase 1. Gene Ontology annotation, biological process: protein dephosphorylation. Gene Ontology annotation, cellular component: nucleus. The transcript is spliced from 2 exons. Gene Ontology annotation, molecular function: protein binding; protein serine/threonine phosphatase activity. The coding region runs from base 137 to 1126 and encodes 329 amino acids. Lineage: Eukaryota; Metazoa; Arthropoda; Insecta; Diptera; Culicidae. The record is from RefSeq and is a predicted model, not a curated record.
AGAGUGCAUCUCGCCGUCCGUCCGCCGUCGGCAAGGAGAAUGCACCGCCACCAACAACAAAACCGCAAAAAACGAUAAACAGGUGAAAUUUGCAAUCGGCCAAGUGCGUGCUUAAAAUCGAAAUUCCGCCGCAAAUAUGGAGCCCCAGGCUUCGAAGGAAAUCAAAAUCAUCGUCAAGUGGAGCGGCAAGGAGUAUCCGAUUGAGGAUCUGACCGACCACGACACGGUCGCCGUGCUGAAGCACGAAAUCUUCAAGAAGACACAGGUCAAGCCGGAACGGCAGAAGCUGCUGAAUCUCAAGUAUAGAGGAAAAUUCGCAACCGAUGAAGUACGUCUCGGCCUGCUGGAACUGAAGGCCAACUUCAAAUUGAUGAUGGUUGGCUCGCUGGAGGCAGACAUCGAAGAGGCAUCAUCGAAACCGGAUGACAUCGGCAAUGUGGUGAACGAUUUGGACAACGAUGACGAUGACAAAGUCCCCCUGGAGAACAAGGAAAUCUAUCUGGCCAAAAUUAACAAACGUGUUCGGGACUAUAAAAUCAACGAACUGAAUCCACCGAGGGAGGGAAAACGUCUGCUGGUGCUGGACAUCGAUUACACCCUGUUUGACCACCGAUCGGCUGCGGAGAACGGGGCGGAACUGAUGCGACCAUAUUUGCACGAAUUCCUGACGUCCGCCUACCAAGACUACGACAUCGCAAUCUGGUCUGCCACGUCGAUGAAGUGGAUUGUGGAAAAGAUGAAACUGUUGGGAGUGACGACUCAUCCCGACUACAAGCUGGUCUUCAUGUUGGACUCGGAAGCUAUGAUCACGGUUCAUUGCCCGGUGCGAGGAGUCAUCGAAGUCAAACCACUCGGAGUGAUUUGGGGCAAGUAUGAUCAAUAUUCGUCGAAGAACACCAUCAUGUUCGACGAUCUGCGGCGGAAUUUCCUCAUGAAUCCCAAGUCGGGCCUAAGGAUCAAACCGUUCGCCGAAGCGCAUUUGAACCGCCACAAGGACAAGGAACUACUGAAGUUGUCCAAAUAUCUAAAAGAUAUCGCGGAUAACGUCAAGGACUUUAACGAGCUGAACCACAAAAAGUGGGAAAGCUUUAAACCGAAGAAGCGCCGUGAAAUGAGUGAUGAUUAGAGGUAGACGAUUGAGUGCCCGGAAGCAGCGGAAGGCCUUAUUCCAUGAAUGCUUUAAUUGAUUACGUUUUGAUUAGUUAUUGAUUACUAAUAAAGGUACUGCAUUUAAAUUCUAA